Seminavis robusta is the source of this 2009-nucleotide messenger RNA. Lineage: Eukaryota; Bacillariophyta; Bacillariophyceae; Naviculales; Naviculaceae. The record is from the annotation of a GenBank genome assembly.
CACGUGACACCACGUUGAAGAUCCAAAAAUGAGAAGCCGCUUGCCAAAAAGACGACCCUUUCACAACAUACAACAGCACCUUGACCACUGACAGUAUAUUAGAAGACUGUGGUGUUUGUUGCUGUCUGUGUUUGUUUUGUGAGAAGAGAAUAGACUACUACCAUGUCUAGCAGCGUCGGAGUCUCUUCAGUAGGAUCUCUAUUGGUUCGAGCAGCCCCAUCAAGAGCACGAGGUGGAGCACUGUCCAGAAGAAGAAAGGACGAUGGUUGGAUUGUGUUCCGAAGAAACUACUCGUCCUCUCCCAUCACUCCAUUUGCGGGCAGCGAACGCAUGCGAGUGGCUAUCAUUGGUGGUGGACCGUCCGGACUGAGUACGGCACUGCAUCUGGCGCCAUUGGCAUCGGCCGGAUUGAUCUCGUCUCCCAUUGACAUUUUUGAAGAAUCUCCCAAACAAGCCAAGACGGCCAGGAGUAUCGGCGUGGGAAUCUGGUCGACCGCCUUGGAACCCUUUCGAGUUUCGGACCGUCCGUCGCAUCAACUGGUCUGGCAGAAAAUGACCAAUCAAGGAAGUUGGAUUGAUCAAGUUGGAUAUCGAACGCCCAAUGGAGAUUGGCUGGUCCACAGUCGACUCGCUACCAAACAUCAUGAUACUACUACAACGAAUACAAAUGAUGAGGAGGAAGAGGACAAGCAUACACCCGGCCUCUUGUUUUUGCGAGAAUCCGAUUUCCACGCCACAUUGCGCAUGGCCGUGGCGGCCGAAGAACUCAAUCACACCAUUCGCGUUCAUGCGAAUACACCCGUCAAGAGUUUGCACGAACAGUCCCCGCAUGCAUGGUCGGCACCCCUCUUACUUCAAGAUGGAACCAUAACGGAACGAGACUACCAUUUGAUUGUGGCGGCCGAUGGCAUUCAUUCCAGAUUGCGAAAAGCAUACGGAGGAAGAAGACGGAGGGAACGGAGAUUGACUGGCGCCAGUGCCUUUCCGACGACUCCCAACCAUUCCACCUCCCAACUCAAAUCGUCGUGGGAGGAACAUUCCCACGGAGAAACGACACAAUUGGAAGAUCGACAAUACAACGUCUUUCGAGGAAAUGCACCUUCCGACAACAACAACAUUCACAACUUUCAAACCUGGGGAGAAGGAAAAUCCAUGCGAUUUGCGACGGUUCACAUGACCCAUCCGGCCAAGGAUGGAACCCGACACGAUAAACAAGUCUGGUUCAUUACUACCGACGAUACAACCAUACUUCAGGAACAGGAUCCCGUUCAACGAAAGAAAUUGCUACUAGAUGCGUUUGCCGAUUGGCACGAUCCCAUUGGUCAAAUGGUAGCAUCUACACCCGCGGAGGAAAUUUUGGCCGAACGUGCCAUGGCUCAUCGACACUCGAUUGGGCCCGUCGAUGACAUGAAUGAAGUGUUGAAACGCAUUAAUAAGAAACGACCGCCGUCAUCCGGACGAGGGCCUGCCAUGGUAUUCAUUGGGGAUGCCUUCAUGACGGUCGAUCCCAUUUUGGCACAAGGAUUUUCCGUAGGCAUGGAAGCGGCGGCCGAUUUGCCCGCGUCGGUCGCGGCAUCGUGUCAACCGUUUCAGGACAAGGAACUGUUGUUUGAUCCCUACAAGUUACGGAGUGAACUCAUGACUAGACACGAACGUCGUUUGGAUCGUUUGGUCUGUCUCUUGCGCGCCACUGAGAUUGUCCAAGCACUGGGACAACCCCGUGAUGGAACAAUGUCGGGAUUCUUGGCCAAGCAUGUGUUGCGACCCCUCAUGAAAAUGGCGCCCAAUUUUGUCAAGACACCCUUCUUCAAUGCCAUGCUUACUUACUCCUUGGGUCUCGGGUUGUCGGGAAACAAGAAAACAAUUCACCCAAACAACGACAAAUAAAUACAUGACUGACUGACUUGAUGACUUUUUUGCUAGCUAAAAACCAAUGAAAUGAACCAAUUCUGUUUUUGUUGUGUGUACCACUAAUGAAUUACUAUGACAGCUGAAUUGUCUUGCUAACA